AUCAUAUUUUUCAAGACUGAAUACAAGAAGGACCUUCUUUUAACUCAUACUCUCUCACUCUCACAUUUUAAGGCAAGCUUUGCUAACGGAUGAGUUACUUUGUUCCCCUCUCUAGGAGUGUACUGCAACUUCCAUCAUGGUCUGUUUCUGAGAACUUUCUUGAUGUCUUCGAUUACUUGACCAUACCAUGAACAAUUCACUGCUGUACUGUUAACUUCUCUGACUACAGCAAGAUCGAGCAUCCCUUCAAACACCACCUCAAUGUUUCACGCGGCCCUUUAAUAUUUGACGUGUCAGCCACUCGGUCAGAUAAAGUACUGAUGCUGGACAAAUAACAGGCCAGACUAGCUAAUAGCUAUCUACCACAUGAGCCGUUAAGCAAGGAGAUUCCGACUCGCCAACCAGGAUUUUGGAGCUAAUAAGAUAUCUGGGAAGGAAACUCUUCAAACAACCCGUGUCACUUGGUUUAUCAAAUAUCUCCAGCAGUGGACAUGGACAAGUACCCAACAAGGACUACAGCACCUUAUCAGGUAGUUGAGGAAGAAGACUCUGUAGACAACCGGACAGGGAGGAUUAAUUACGUGGACUUAGUGGAGGAUGUUCGAAGAGGUGAUUGGAACUCUACCAGAUAUUUCCUAGAGUCCCACCCCGAUGCUUUGAGAGCGAGAAUCACAGUUACGGGAGGGACGGUUCUUCACUUAGCUGUUGCUUCUGAACAGGAACAUAUAGUGGAGGAGUUGCUGAAUAUGAUUUCGGAACAAGACUUGGCAAUGAAAGACAAUGCCGGCAAUACAGCUCUACAUGAGGCAAUUAUUAGUGGGAAUUACCGGAUGGUAGAAUGCCUUAUUACAAAGAACAGGAGCUUGGUUAGCUUCAGAUCUGCUUUGAACGAGCUUCCAGUUGUUAGCACUAUGGCCAUGGGACAUAAAGAAUUGGCUCGCUAUCUCUAUUCUCUAACUCCGUCGGAAGAACUAGAGGCAGAAAAAGCUGAGCAGGGUGCUAAACUUCUUACCUAUGCCAUCCAUGCCAGAGAUUUAGAUCUCGCCUUGCAUUUAAUUAAGCGUUGUCCUUCUUGGGCUUUUGCCUUCCACGGAGAAUAUUUCUCCCCUCUGCAAGCACUGACUGUGGUCAUGACGAGUAGCCAAUUCGCGAGGAUAAACUGGCUCAAGCGUUGGAUCUACAAUCACAGUGUACACAUUUCAUCUGCUGGUGCUACCGAUCAAAUACGUUUGGAUAUUAAUCAAAAUGAUCAAGAAAGAAGUAUCGGAUCAGGGCAAGCUCUUUUGCGCCAACGUCGCCAAACAGUUUCAAGUCUCUUGAACCUCUUCGGACUUAAGGAUUUAUAUGAAGCAACGUUGGUAGAUAUCGAAUUUCAAGAUCUUUUAUCUCGCAUUUGGAAAGUGAUACGAUCCAUACGAAUUUCAGAUAUUAAUAUGUGUUCAGACAUUAUUGCGGACACAAUCUUCAGUGCUAUCAGCAGAGGGAACUUCGUAUUUGUUUCUGAAAUGCUCGAAGCAAAUACGGAAUUGUACUUCAUCCGUAACUCUAGUGGAAUGACCAUAUUCCAUUAUGCUGUCCUACACCGUCAACAUCAAAUCUUUAACCUUAUAUACGGGUUAAAACAGAAGAAUGACCUAUUGCGUUAUCGAGAUAAUGAUGGCAAUACCAUAUUACAUACGGCAGGGAAGUUAACCGAAGUCACUCCUAUUGAUCACAUCACAGGUUCAGUUUUGCAAAUGCAAAGAGAAAUACAAUGGUUUAAGGAGGUUGAAAGAAUUUGCCCUCCCAUGAGUAAGGAACUUUUAAAUAGAGAUGGUUUGAGUGCUAGAGAUUUGUUUACGAAGACCCACAGGAAUUUGAGGGAAAAGGGAGAGAAAUGGAUGAAGGCCACAACAACUUCUGGUUCAGUGGUAGGAACUCUCAUCAUUACAAUUAUGUUUGCGGCAGCAUUUACUAUUCCAGGUGGUAACCAUCAAGAAACCGGCUUGCCAAUUCUAGCACAUGACAAACUGUUUAAGAUCUUUAUAAUUGUUGAUUCUGUGUCGUUCUUUUCUUCCUCGACUGCAGUAUUAAUGUUUUUGGGAAUCUUCACCUCACGUUAUGCAGAUGAAGACUUUCUUAUAUCAUUGCCCAGAAAGAUGAUAAUAGGUUUUUUUACUCUUUUCUUGUCCAUCAUAACUAUGAUGAUAGCCUUUUCUACUGCCCUUUUACUUACAUUACGUGGGGAAUCAUGGAUUUUUGUUCCUAUCAUUAGUUUGGCUUGUGUUCCCAUUUUAUUUGUAUCGAUGCCAUUUCGCCUUCUUGUUGACAUGUUUGUUUCAACCUAUGGAUCGGGCAUCUUUGAUAGGAACAUGAAGCUUUGGUUUUGACUUUUUUCCUCAUUUGUUAUAAUAUUGUUCCAUUAAUAUUUGACAUAUUAACUAGAAUUGAUGAGUUUUGUAUAAUGGGACAGGUUAAUGAAUAUUUAGCCAACGUUUGUUGCAUGUUA
This is a messenger RNA of Carya illinoinensis, 2488 nucleotides long. RefSeq lists its product as uncharacterized. Bases 492 to 2369 code for a protein of 625 amino acids. The record is from RefSeq and is a predicted model, not a curated record. The transcript has 9 exons. Gene Ontology annotation, molecular function: protein binding. NCBI's taxonomy places the organism in Eukaryota, Viridiplantae, Streptophyta, Magnoliopsida, Fagales, Juglandaceae.